AUGCCUUUUGAAUCAUCACCAGACACGUCUCCUGGCUCGCCAGACACCAAUGAUGUAUUUGAGUAUCCAAAUGGAAGUGGCAACUGUCAGGAGGCGACUCGUCACCAUUCUCUUCGCUAUUCCGCUCCACAUCGACCAUACACACUGCAGGACAUUACGUCAUCAAGUUCAGAUGCGUCCCUGUCUUCAGAUGAGGAAAUGUCUUUGGAUCAGAAAGAACCAUUCUUGCCUCUUCACCCAAACAGUGAGAGCCGCCAUGCAGAGAAACAGGUGAAGUACCAGACCCCGAUAACCUCAGGGAGUGGCAGUGGCACAGGCACUGGCAAGAGCACUUCAGCUACAAACACUGCAUCAACAACUACAGCAGCUUCAGAUCCUAGUGUGGAUUUUGAGCUGGAUUUUAAGGUCUUCAUUAAUAGUGGAAAGUGGAUUUUACAUCCCAAGGAAAGCAAAGAAGAAGACCUGAAGAAAGUUGCCAAAAAGCCUGAAACAUCACCAGUUCCUAAUAGAAAAAAGAUGAAACGCCAAGAGUCCAAUACUGCUCUAUUCAGUCAUGCAUCCCAUGGGAAGAAGGCUCCACCCUUGCAGCAGCCAUCUGUUGAGAAUACUGUGUUCUUUUUGCCAGGUUUGGAUGUUCGAGUGCACUACAACUCAAAAACAAGUACAUUAGAUUCUCCAGCCUCCAAACCACCUGGCUUCUCUGCCAAUUUAGCACAAGAAGUCAUGGCAGAGAGUAAAGAUAAAGACAAAGAGACAUGUCCUGUACCCAGUAUAAAACGGAGUGGGGUUAAAAAAGCCAAUCUCUAUGCUUGGGUUUUCCUACAGUCAUUGCCUGAGGAAAUGGUCAUCAGCCCUUACUUACUAGAUUUCUUAGAGCAAGCAUUGGAACCCUUACCAUUAUCUCAGCCAUUUUCAACCAAAAAAGCUGAACUUGUGGGUCAGGUUUUGAUGGAUUUGGAUGCGUCUACCACAUCUCUUGGGUUACCUGUUGGCUAUGCGUCAUUUCCAGUCGAUGUUGUUGUCUUCAUUCGAGUGGAAUCAUCUAUUAUACGAUUCAACUGUGUUCCUAUGUCACGCGUUGAAUGCAUGAUUCAAGUCCCUUCUCUUGAAACUGUCUUCUCCACUAAAGGAACAGAAGAAAACUUUGUUGGCGAAGGAACCCCUCCUUUAAAAGCUAAAAAUCAUAAACGUUCUUCAUCUGUUCAUCGUGAAAGGAAUCUCAGUGGUAAUCAAAAUGGUACCUCAUCUGCUUCAGGCAUUGCUAGUGGUGGCAGCAGUAAUACUCUGGGGCAAGGUGGCACCAGGCCACGAGUCAGCAGUACUGCUUCUGAAUAUGCAAAUCAAGCCCAGCUCUCAUCGUCGGGAGGUCUCAGUUUUACUGGAUGCCUCUCCAAUUUCUCACUGUAUAUUUUCCAUCCAUAUGGAGGUGGGCAGAGAAAGCCACAGACUGUUGGGUCUCCUGGAUAUUCAGGUUUUCAAAAGUCAGAACUUGGAAGCAUUCAAGAACAUGGCGGCAACAUAUUUACAGAAUUUGCCCGGAAAGAUUCCCUCAGUCUCAAUGUUGAGUUCAUCAAAGUGCACAUCUCACGCAGUCGCAAGUUAGAUUUACGGCUGGGGGAGACAUUAAUUGGUAGCACUGGUGCAACUAUCGGACCGACUCCUCAACCCGCGACAAGCUCUGCAGGUGUACGUGCAGAAGGAAUUAAGUCAAACUGUGUGAGAUUUUCAGCUAUCUGUGAUAUAGGAUCAGCAUCAUUCAAAUAUGAUAUGCGACGCCUUUCUGAAAUUUUGUCUUUCCCCAAAGCGUGGUACCGCCGUAAUUUGGCUCGGCGGAUGUUUCUGGGCGAUGAGAGUGUAGCUCAGGCUGCCUCAGAUGAAGAUAUAUUUAGCUCCUCCUCCUGCAGUAGUUCUCUGGCCAGUGACACACCACAGCUUAUUUCUGUUAUGAAAUCGCACACUUCCCCUGCCCUACACAUUUAUAACGGUGUGGGAAUGUCGACUGGCCUGGACCUCCCCACUUGUGAUUGCAACAGUCACCUGUCCAGCCGGUUGUCAUCAUCAUCAUCAUCAUCAUCGUCCAAGUGCCGACUGAGUGGCCCUUCCACCUCUGGCUCCAAACACUACCACUACAAGAAGCACCAUCGACGGGCCUCUUCAGGCGAUAAGUGGAAAAUACAAGUUAGCCAGGAACUAAAGGCUGAAAUUGCAAAAUUCUCGAGCAAAGGCCCUAGUGGUUCUGUCCCUCCGUCUCCAGAUGCACCGAAUUUGGAAGUUCCAUUGGCACCACCACCGAAACCACAACAGCCUCCCAAGAAUAAAUUAGGAAUUGGCCAGUAUUUCUCUCCAGAGCUGAGUAGGCAUCGGAAUAACUCUGGUCACCAGGCAUCAGGAAUGUCCAAUGCGUGGGAAACGCUUGUUUUAUUUGCUGUGAAUCUUUCAACCCUUGACGUCAAUGUUAACAUGAGCAAUGUUAUGGGAAAUACUACGUGGACAACAAAAGAGAUAAAAAGCCAAGGUCGACUCUCUAUUGAUAGUUUUGGACAUAAAAAUAUGAAAGUCUCAGCUGGAUUGGGCAGCUCGAUGCUUGUGUCUAAAGGAGGUGUUGUUGGGGUUACUGUACAAGAAGAUCCUGACCAAGGCAAAGCCCCUGAUCACCAGGCAGGUGUCAGCCUUUUUGCUGCAGAAGCUCGUCUUGAUUACAUGGGUUCCAGUGUACUUAUGACUCGAAUGAGUGAACUCAAUCUCCACCUCAGAGAUGAAUGGCUUUUAGAGCCUGACAUGAAACCUGACAUACCAUUGGCCACAAUGAGACCUGCAAUCUUAUUUGUGCAUGGAAUGCUUGACUGGGAUAAAUUCCAUAUGAUGAUUUCCCGAUCAACAACCCCAGAUUUAUUAAAAAUGGCUGCUAAGCUGGAAGAAUUCUUCAUCAUGUAUUUGACUAACAGUAAACGUGUUCUGUCUGCGUUUGGUCCAAUUGGCGGAUCAAUAAAGAGCAAAUCUUCAACCAAACGCAAGAACUCUGAAGAUUUAGGUGUCAACUACAGCACUAUAUGGCAUCACAGACAUUGGCAGAAAGUGCUUGCUAAUGCUGCUGGAUGUAGUUUUUCUAUGCUACCCUCACCACUUCCCAAAGAAGGCACUAUUCUUGGAGGCACCAUCACAUUGAAAGGCAACAAUCUUUCUUUGGCCUGCUUCCAUGGUUUCAAUUUCCGUUCCAAGUCUUGGGCAAUCUUCUCCAUCAGUGAACCCGAUAUCAUUUUUGCAACUGAAGCACAAAUCAGUGCUGAAGGAGGAACUUGUGUGGUCCAAGAUCUGACAGUACAUGUUGGUCAUGAUACAACACAGCAUAUCAGUGAGAAGAAUAUGGCCACUAUUUGUAAACUUUCACGUGGUCACUAUAUGCCCCCACCAUUCACAAGUGUCCAAGAAUGGUUCCACUAUGCUUUCGCCUGUGCAGAUAUAAAAGAUCUUGAUUCAUUUCCGGCAAUCCAACGUGAAAAAGCUGAAAGCCCAACUGAGCAGAAAAAGUCUCGCAAGACCCAAGACUACAAUCAUGACCGUGAAAUUAUCUUUGCUUUUCCACCCAUGCAGAUGCACUUCAAGACGAAACAUUUCCAAGGAGAACAUGAGCCAACCAUGGAAGAUUCCAAACCAAUUGUUGAAUGCAGUUUUAUAACAGAGUUUGAAGAUCACAUUUCUGUGGCGAUGGAUGCAGAAGUUAUUUGGUUUUUACACGAUUUGGUUUCAUCAUACAUCAAAGAGAAAGAUAAAUAUACAACACGCUUUGCCUCGAGUACAAAAAGCAGCAGUGGCAUCAAGUCCCCAGAGGUGGAGAGGAAAAAGCUUACCGACCCUACAGCAGCUCUCAAACAAGAUUGGCGCCAGUUUGAAUGCAAGACUUGGCACUUGGAACCCACAGUUCGACUGGUCCAUUGGGCGAGCAGUCAGAUUGAUCCAAUUGGAGUGGACUACAUUCUACAGAAACUUGGAUUCUCUCAUGCCCGUGUCACGAUCCCAAAAUGGAUGCAGCGUGGAUUCAUGGACCCCAUGGACAAAGUGCUGUCUGUCCUUGUCAACAAGCUGAUGCUUGUGUUACGAGAGAAGCCAACAACUGGUGACGAAGAUACCUGA
Molecule: messenger RNA, 4131 nt
Organism: Acanthosepion pharaonis
Lineage: Eukaryota; Metazoa; Mollusca; Cephalopoda; Sepiida; Sepiidae
Source: the annotation of a GenBank genome assembly